GCAGGUGUCCGCGAGCCCUAUUGGCGCUGAUCGACCUGCCUCUCUGAAUCUUCGGAUCCUGGCUUGGGCGUUUGUGGUGUGCGGCGGUGACCAUCCACUGGCACAGCAGGUUGAUAUGUAUCGCGGCAAGCCCGGGGUUGAGCUCGACCAGUUGUACCACGCUGACUAUUGUCACGCAUUCACGGGCUUGAGCAAGCCAACAGCGGAGACGGACAAGUUGAGCAGCAGAGAUCGCAGAUACGCCCGAUGCAUCUAACUCAUCGGGCCCUCCGUCCCAGAUUGGUAGGCACCGAGGAAGCGCCCCGGUCUUUUCGCAGGUCGGCCGCUCCUGCUCUUUGGCAUCUACUAUUUGUCUCUUCUGACAUAUUUCUCCCCUUGCACUUUGGCGUUGCGACACAGGCCUUCAGAAUGUCACUCCCAGAGACUCUAGUACGGUUGCAUCCUCGUGAAGAAGACAUUUCCUCAUCGCAGCCAUCAACCUCCGCACUUCCUCUCACCCACUCUGCCGCCGGUCGUGUAUCCGGCAAGCCAUGGAAACAACCCAAAACAGCGACAGUCCGUACGCUGCUCCCAGACGGCCUAAAGUCUAAGAGCUGGGAAGAUCGCAUGCAAAAGACACAAAAGGAGAAGGCCAUCAAGAAAUUGCAGGCCGAGCUUAGCGAGGAGAAAAGGGCCGAGAAGGAGCGUCGGAAACAGAUCACCGUGGAGCGCAAGAAAGCUGCGGAGGAGCGCCGUAGACUGGAGGAGGACAAAGCGAAGUGGGCGCACGGAAGGCUGCACGCAUGCGCCGCAAGGCUGGUCGUACCAAGAAGAUCAAUCAUUGACACACCCCUGUGUCAACACGACGUGGACGGGGUCUUCGUGCCCUGCAUCAUGUCAUGGCUGUGGUCGUCGAGUUUGAAAUGCACCUCGCUAUGCAUCGUCAGUUGUUCUGCCUGCUUGGGAGUGUCGCGAGAUGGAGAGGUGCAUGGAUGGAAUGGUUCCCGGGGAUUGGCGGCGUUUAGUGCUGGAACGGCAUGUUUUACGGACCAAACCUACGAUGGUACGCCACGAAAGCCGGACCAGUAUACUACUAAGUACUGUACGCGACCGCUGUAGGAUGGUUACGCUGCCAAGACAGUAUGUCAAGGGAUGCAGACAACUAUCUAAUCGGGCUAUUGCUCUGCCUGCAGCCAGUGCCUAGUAGAAUCCUUGGAACUGACAACGGACUAACAUGUGCUCUUG
Fomitopsis serialis is the source of this 1224-nucleotide messenger RNA. RefSeq lists its product as uncharacterized. The transcript is spliced from 4 exons. The coding region runs from base 247 to 1098 and encodes 283 amino acids. The record is from RefSeq and is a predicted model, not a curated record. NCBI's taxonomy places the organism in Eukaryota, Fungi, Basidiomycota, Agaricomycetes, Polyporales, Fomitopsidaceae.